AUGUAUGAUCAGUGGCUCCGAUGGUGCUGGUGGUUGCUUCUAGUCUUUGUUCUGCUGUGGACUCUUAUCUGUUUCGUACUGUUGGCUCUUCAAGAAAGCGGAAUAACGUCUAUUGGAGCAUUUGAACGAUUGGCAGUAUCCACAACAGGCAUUUACAGUGAACAAAAGCACUGCCUUCACUACACUGCCUCUGAGAUCCUUUUGGGCAUGACGCCUGCUAACUAUGGGUUCUUCUUGACCAGAUGGGACAUCGGAUCUGCUACUUGUAGCGCUGCCGGCAGCGAGAAUUACAAGCAUGAAGUUGCAGAAGAAGCAAAAGAUCGCUCUUCUCUCGAUCUUUUCGCCGCCAGUGUAUCUCUCGCACGAGGGUCAAUAUUCCUCGCUAAUGACAACCACUCCUUCAAGCUUGUGUAUACAAACUUUCUCGAUAUAGUCCUUACUUCCAUCGAAUCCUCUGCGGGUUUGAUGUGCGCCUGUCUGCCCCUCACCAAGCCUGUCAUCCUCCGUUUCGCACGCUGGCUGCAGGGAUUGCACGCCCUCGAAACGAAAGACCGGGAUUUAGACACGCUUUCUCAGUCAUCAAGGAGCUCUAUCUGGGGGAAAGGGUGGUUCAGUGACGAAUCUGGAGAAGCCCUGGCAGAGUUUUCACCCGUGUGA
This is a messenger RNA of Parastagonospora nodorum SN15, 657 nucleotides long. RefSeq lists its product as hypothetical. The record is from RefSeq and is a predicted model, not a curated record. The coding region runs from base 1 to 657 and encodes 218 amino acids. NCBI's taxonomy places the organism in Eukaryota, Fungi, Ascomycota, Dothideomycetes, Pleosporales, Phaeosphaeriaceae. The transcript is spliced from 4 exons.